CACUGCACUUCCGUUCCCCAUGACACCGGAGUGAAGUUCUGACAGCUCAGGCUUCACUCGGUGCAUUCUCACCCCAUAAAAACCUGCAUAAAUAUCACAUUUUCCUCACCAUUUUCGCUCUCAAGUGCCUCAAUCUCCGCCUGGAGCUUCAGCGAGCGGAGGGCAGCCGAUGAUGUUGUAGCACGGAGCGCUAGCUCGGAGAUUACAGGCAUUUGAGUAGCAGUGCAGACCAAGGCAGAGCGCUGCUGAGUAGCCAUGCUCACAUUGGCCAGUAAGCUGAAAAGGAGUGAUGGAGGACAGACAGGCCGUGCCUCUGGAGCCUCUGACUCAACUCAUAGGGUCUCGAUAAGGGACCGUCUCCUUACCAAAGAAGUUGCAGAACUUGAAGCCAAUCUUCCUAGUACAUGCACAGCCAAUUUCCCAGACGAGGACAAGCUGCACCAUUUUCAGUUGGCAGUGUCUCCUGAUGAAGGUUACUACCAAAGUGGGAUGUUUCAGUUUGAAAUAGAUGUUCCAGAAGCUUAUAACAUGGUGCCUCCAAAAGUGAGAUGUCUGACUAGAAUAUGGCAUCCAAAUAUCACUGAGAGUGGAGAGAUCUGCCUGAGCCUAUUGCGUGAACAUUCUAUCGAUGGAACAGGAUGGGCUCCCACCAGAACGUUAAAGGAUGUGGUCUGGGGAUUGAACUCGUUGUUCACCGACUUGUUGAAUUUUGAUGAUCCGUUAAACAUUGAUGCGGCAGAACAUCAUCUGAGAGACAAGGAGGAUUUUCGUAAUAAAGUUCAAGAUUACAUCAAGCACUACGCCAGAUGAUAGACGCAUCGCGCCGCGUCAAGCUGCUCCACCUUUGCCUCAACUCAUCUCGGCCGGGGGUCCUCACGCAAUCAGUCGCCGGCCGUCCUAAUGUACCACUCUCGCUCACCAGAUUGCAAUAAACCUCAACGUUUUUAAAGGAAGGACGCGUCCACACAAAGCACCGUGCUUGAAUGGUCCAACAGUGAUUUUGGAGGCGACAGUGUGUGAUCAUCGUGACGCAGUCACUGAAUGAAGCUGCUGGCUUGGCGCUUGAACGGCCAACGUGCUGCGACGUGAUGAAUCACAAUGAACGUAUGUAUUUGUUUUAACAUUAAGUCAUUCAGAGAAGGUUUCAACAGUUGUCACGUUCCAGUGCCUGCAGUGCUUGUGUUGGGAAAGAGAAAAUGCAUUUAAAGAACACAUUUACACACACAUCAUUAUUAUUAUUAUUAUUAUUAUUAUCUAUGCUGUCACGCUACAGUAGUACUUAUGCACUCACGCUGCAGAUCAACUCCCAGUCCACUAGACAGCAUUUGAAUGAUCAGCACCAUAUCUGUCUGUUGUCAUUCUCUUGCACGUUCACACACACACACACACACACACACACACACACACACACACACACACACACACACACACACACUUUUGAUCACCUUUGUUUACCUCAUGUGCAGAGGGAGUGACUACUGUACAAUAACUGGACACUUUUUGUCUUCUGCUGCUCAUCUUCCCGUUUUCCUUUUCAUCUGCCUUCUCGUCAUGUCACUCAGACACACACACACAAAAUUCAAAACCAAAAGAAUAAGAAGGUCCACUUAUGCCGAACACGAGUGCAGGCAGCGAUUACUUGAUUCCAGUAGACAAUAAAUUCUGGUCAACAAUAGCAAAUUAUUCAAAAGCAGAAAGAGUAAUGACUUUUUAUUUUAAGGUUGUUUUGAACAAAAUCUACCGUCUUCCUAAUUUUUUAGAAUAUUUUAAUGUGGAAAAUACAGGCCAUUUACCCUUACAUAAAACAUCUGUCAUGGCAUGUUUUGAAUUGGGCACAAGCACAGGUGUCAAACUUGAGGCCCAGGGGCCAGAUCUGGCAAGCCAUAUAGUGUUUAUGGCCCACGAACGCCUGGAAAUAAUAUGCGUCAAUAAAGUACUUUAUUUUUUAUUUUUAUUUUUUUACUAAAUGUAUUAUUUUUUUCCCAUUUUGACAGAAAAAAAAACUCUGCUUGAAAGUGCAUACUUUUUAAAAUUGAAUCAUACUUUCCAAACAAUUCUUUAAAAAAAUUAAAAAAAUACAUAAAUAUCUUCUUUACCUAAAAUUUCAAAGCAUGUUUUCCAUUAAAUCGUACACUGCUAAAUAGAUUUUACGGUAAAAUGUACCGUGGUUUUUACAGCAUAUCGCUGUGAAUUGAAAAACAGUAUAAUUCUGUUGACUGAGUUACCAGCUUUUUUUUUACUGUAAAAGCCACGGUUGUUGUUUUUGCGAUGUAUUACUACUUUAAAUGGAAAAACGGUGCAGCAUUUUUUUAUGAUAAAAAAAACUGGCAGCUCAGUUGCCAGAAAAAACAAAAAAACAAAAACAGUACUACUGUUUUUCCAAUAUGUUGUUUAAAAAAAAGUUACGCCUACUAAGCUGCCUGGUUUUUCCGUAAAUAAAACAGUGGUACUGUUUUUCCAUUUACCGUAAUUUGUUGUAAAAACACAAUAUUUUUUACAGUAUAAUUCUUGUGACCGAGUUUCCAGUUGUCACUGUAAAAUCACAAUUUUUUUACAGUGUACAUACAAAAUAUAUAUAAUAAUCAAUUACAUAGGCCUAUUAAUAUAUUAUUUGCUGUUACAAGCGGCCUUCUGAUGGCAGCCAAAACUGCGAUAUGGCCCUCGAUGAAAGCGACACCCAUGUGGUAAAGCGUUGUCUUAUUUUUCUCAACCAUGACUAUAGGAAGGCCAAGCCGUAAAAGAAAACGAAUGCAUGGAUGAAAAUGUGCUCUUGGGUGUAGACUACGGUGGUACCUCAGUUUUUGUCAGUAAUCCGUUCCAAAGAGACAAAACCCGAGUCAUACGAGAACUGAAGCAUUUUUCCACUUUGGAAAUACUGUAAAUCCAGUUAAUUAAAUACAGACACCCCAAACUAAUAACAAAAAAAAUAUUAUAGGAGAAAACAAUGCCUAAUAACAUCACUGUUACCUUUAUUGAAGACUCUUCAGACUUCAGUUACUUUCUUGAAUUCAAUUGUGUUUCUUACUUUUUUGACACUCACAACUUUAAUUGGCCCCUUUGGUGGAUUACUUUAAAAAAAAAGCACUUAAGUUGAGUCACCAAAGCAUAUGAUUCUUUGUUCAGGCACUUGGUGGUGUGGAAUGGCACACUUACUGGUUUGUUACAUGCAAUGAAACAGAACAUGAAAAUGUUGGUGAACGUUAACGCAGAAUCACACAUUUUAGGUGAGGCGUACAAAAACCUAGGCACCACUGUACUUGUCCUUUAUUGCAGAUGGUGCUACUCCUUUACUAGAUGAAACAACACACCCGGAUGAGCCGUUUUUGCCAUUGUGGAGAAAGGCCAGUGAAAAAUGUGUGCGUGUGUGAGAUGAGGAUACAAACUGUCACAUGCUUAAGCCAGUGACAGUUUAUACCUCCGAUUUGUCUUCUUCCUUUCAGAUCCAAACGGCUUUUCUUCUUCCUUUCUUUCCGUUUACCUGUCAUGAUAAAGAAAUGUGUUGGAAGAGAGAGAGAAAGUUCACUGUGUGGAUGCGUGCGCGUGAGGACAUCUCCAGUACGACGUGUUUAAUGUGACUCGUUGGCAUGCUCUGACUCCUUCACGUCGUCCUUUUUCUUUGCGUCGCAACUUCUGGUCCACAGUUGAAAAAUAAGAGGACCCAUGUCACAGCAGACAUGUAACAACACAUCUGCCAAGGUAAAGGAUGGGGACAGUAUGACGACACAAGUAGUAGAUAAAGCCAACGUGAGCAGUGUUGGUCCAGUAUUCAUUUUAGCCUUACUCACACUGACGGUACAUUGCGUGUCCUUUAUUUUGGCGGUGUGUAGUGAUUGUUUUUCUGAGGCUGCUGUUUGGGGAAAUCUGCAUGAGCUCAUGCCAUAUUUCAACCAGGAGAGAAUUUAGAUUGAAAAGCCAGUCCCUAAAAUUCUCAACUGUGUCUCUCUCAGAUUGUACAUCCGUUUUUUUUUAAAAAGAAAUAUUAAAAGAUGAUAUAAACCAAA
Messenger RNA from Nerophis lumbriciformis (worm pipefish), 4001 nucleotides. It is a transcript of the gene ube2f, whose product is annotated as ubiquitin-conjugating enzyme E2F (putative). The record is from RefSeq and is a predicted model, not a curated record. NCBI's taxonomy places the organism in Eukaryota, Metazoa, Chordata, Actinopteri, Syngnathiformes, Syngnathidae.